Protopterus annectens (West African lungfish) is the source of this 1047-nucleotide messenger RNA. Its product is annotated as nuclear factor 7, brain-like. Gene Ontology annotation, molecular function: zinc ion binding. Lineage: Eukaryota; Metazoa; Chordata; Ceratodontiformes; Protopteridae. The transcript has a single exon. The record is from RefSeq and is a predicted model, not a curated record. The coding region runs from base 37 to 1032 and encodes 331 amino acids.
CCUUGCCAACACUUUUUCUGCAGAGGCUGCAUAACCAUGCACUGGCAAGAGUUUGGUAGUUGCGUCUGCCCUCACUGCAGUACUGUGUUUGAAGGGGACAACUUCCGAACCAACAAGUUGCUGAACAAUAUCACAGAGUAUCUGCAGCAGAGGCAAUUGAUGGCAACGGAGAUGCAUUCUUACCCUCUGUGUACAGAACACCAGAAGAAGCUGGAGCGUUUUUGUAUCACCGACACUGAAGUAAUUUGCCUGGAUUGUCGGGAUUCCAGGAAGCAUCUUCACCAUGAGGUGCUCAAUGCCCAAGAAGCAGCAGGAGAAUUUAAGGAGCAGCUAAAGAAAUCCCUGAAGAAUCUGUCCCACAAGAGAGACCAGCAGAACUCGAUUAUAGAAAACUUUGAAGCUCAGCUCAAUGCGAUUCCAGAGAAGACCAAGGCAGUGGAAGAGCAAAUCAAGAAGAGCUUUGGCAAGUUGCAUGCCUUCCUGUAUGAAGAAGAGAAUGCCCUGCUACGGAAACUUCAUGAAGAUGAGGAGCAACUAAGACAGAUCCUGGAGCAGCGCAUCCAGAUUAUCAAGAAUGACCUACAGUUGCUGACCACUGGAGUAGAUGAAAUAGAAAAGAGCAUUGAAGAGGGAGAUGAAAUCUCUUUUCUGAUGAAACUGAAAAAAAUGCAGGAAAGGACCAAUAUCCCAAGUAAAGAUGUGGACCUGUCCCCUGUGGCAUUAAGUGAUGACCAGUAUGCUGGGCCACUGCAGUACUGGAUCUGGAGGAAGAUGCUUAAUAUUCUCGAAUUAACUCCAGAACCAGUUAAAUUAAACCCUGAGACUGCCUGCCCCUUCUUGAUCCUUGAUGGACAGACAAGAGUGCGUUGUGGUGACAAGAAACGAUCAGUGCCUGACCUUCCUGAGAGGUUUGACCCUGCUGCAUGUGUUCUGGGCAACACUGGAUUUGACUCUGGAAGAUACUAUUGGGAAGUGGAUGUUGGUAUAAAGACUGAGUGGGGGUUGGGUGUGGCAAAGGAUUCUGUGACUUGAAAGGGGGAAGUAAAA